Molecule: messenger RNA, 873 nt
Organism: Labeo rohita (rohu)
Lineage: Eukaryota; Metazoa; Chordata; Actinopteri; Cypriniformes; Cyprinidae
Exons: 5
Coding region: 193-873 (226 amino acids)
Source: RefSeq, a predicted model, not a curated record
AUGGUGGGUGGAGUUAUAUAGAGAGAAAUAACAUGAGCUUUAGUUCGAUGGCUAGUACUUAGUUCCUUACUGGUCACAGUUUUUUACCACAUAGUGGUCUCAUCUAGUUGUAGGCAUUUUAAUGACAAGAAAGAGAAACAGAAAUUACUAUUUCAGCUAGACUUUGGGAUAAGAAAAACAUAGAAAACAACAAUGAUCAACAUUUUAAUAUGCUUCGGUGUUGUCUUGAUUCUCACUGACGGAUCUUCAGUGAAAGUUUAUCCAGGAGGAAACACAACACUGCCCUGUAGCACUGAAGAUGAUAGAGAGAUUACUUGGAUCAUUACAAAUGGAAACCAAACAUUUGUCAGAAUUCUGAAGCUUGAAUAUGUUGAAGGGAAUCAAUCUAAACCAGAGCCAAUUCAUAUUCACCCCAGUUACGCAGGUCGAAUAAAAGCUCUCAGUUCAUCCACAAACACUCACUCUCUGCUACUGAUGAACAUCACUGACACUGAUCUCAUGCUCUACUGCUGCACUGAAUGCAUGUUAGAGCAAACUCACUGCACAAAACUGGACUAUGAAGAUGAGAGCCCUGGAGAUGUAAAGCAGCAGGAUACAGAGAAUAUCAACCAACUGUCCACAUGUGGUUCCAGCUUGUGGCUGGCUGUUGUCUGUGCGCUUAUUUUAGUGUCACUGGUGUUAAAUGCAUGUGUGUGCUGGAGAAGAAAAAAACACAAAACAGGAAAUAUAAAGAAAGUGAACAGAUGUGAAAAAGUUGAACAGGGGAAUGAAGUUGAUGAGAUUUCAUACGCAUCUGUGAAUAUAAUCAAAGCACAAAAAAUCAGGGGAAAACAUCAACUCACACAGGACACAGUGUAUGCAAGGAUUAAAUGA